This is a messenger RNA of Cyclopterus lumpus (lumpfish), 558 nucleotides long. Its product is annotated as histone H2B-like. The transcript has a single exon. Lineage: Eukaryota; Metazoa; Chordata; Actinopteri; Perciformes; Cyclopteridae. Gene Ontology annotation, molecular function: DNA binding; protein heterodimerization activity; structural constituent of chromatin. The coding region runs from base 30 to 404 and encodes 124 amino acids. The record is from RefSeq and is a predicted model, not a curated record. Gene Ontology annotation, cellular component: nucleosome.
CACACACCGUGAACUUGUGACCUGCAGCCAUGCCGGAACCCAACGUGAAGGCGCCCAAGAAGGGCUCCAAGAAAGCCGUCUCCAAGACCGUCAGCAAGACCGGCAAGAAGAGGAGGAAGUCCCGGAAGGAGAGCUACGCCAUCUACGUGUACAAGGUGAUGAAGCAGGUCCACCCCGACACCGGCAUCUCCUCCAAGGCCAUGGGCAUCAUGAACUGCUUCGUGAGCGACAUCUUUGAGCGCAUCGCCGGCGAGGCCUCCCGGCUGGCUCACUACAACAAGCGCUCCACCAUCACCUCCAGGGAGAUCCAGACCGCCGUCCGCCUGCUGCUGCCCGGGGAGCUGGCCAAGCACGCCGUGUCUGAGGGCACCAAGGCCGUGACCAAGUACACGAGCUCCAAGUGAGACCGCUAGACCUCCAGCACAACGGCUCUUUUAAGAGCCACCCACUUUGUUCUGAAAGAGCCACGAUUCUGUGAUCCUGAUCACUGAGUUCAUCAUUCAGAACUAAAUGUAAAAUCAAAUCACAAAUGUUAUUUAAAUAAAAGGAUCGCAUGAA